AAAGGCAGAUAGCGGACCAUGGGGAGCAGGGGAAAACUUUUUAUACUGACAUGUUAGCGCAAUGACUUUUGAGUAACAUCAAACUGGGACGAGGCUCCCGGCGUGAGGAGGACAGGGCCCUUUUACGGGAACAAAAAAGGAGCACUUGCCAUCUGCCGGGGAAACGGGAACGAAAAGCAAGCAGAGAGAGUUGAGACCAGUCCAAGAAAUCAGCGGUGGAAAAUCCAGUUUAGCCAUUUGAAUUGAAAGAUGAGCUUGUUGUCUGCCAUAGACACGAGUGCCUCCGUGUACCAGCCUGCGCAACUCCUCAACUGGGUCUAUCUCUCCUUGCAAGACCCCCACCAAACCAGCGCCUUUGACGCAUUCAGACCCGAACCCAACUCUUCCCACCCGGAUCUCAGUUUCAGCAAGACUCCCGCAGCGGCGGACUUGAGCUCUUCCCUGAACUCCAACUAUCUCAACAACUUCUUUCAGCUGCAGAGGAAUGAGGCCUUAAACAACAACGUGUACAAGAAUGUGUCACCCUAUGGCUCCCUGAACAACAUCGUGGAUGGACUCAACUCCCUGACGGACCAUUUCUCAGACCUUUCCCUCUCUUCAGAGCCAAGAAAACCAAACAAAAGACCCCCACCCAACUACUUAUGCCACCUGUGCUUCAACAAGGGCCACUACAUCAAAGACUGCCCUCAGGCCAGACCCAAAGGUGAAGGGCUGACACCCUACCAGGGGAAGAAGCGAUGUUUCGGAGAGUACAAGUGCCCCAAGUGUAAGAGGAAGUGGAUGAGUGGCAACUCCUGGGCCAACAUGGGACAAGAAUGUAUCAAAUGCCACAUCAACGUCUAUCCACACAAACAGCGCCCCUUAGAGAAGCCGGACGGCCUGGAUGUGUCUGACCAGAGUAAGGAGCACCCGCAACACCUGUGCGAGAAAUGUAAAGUCCUGGGCUACUACUGCCGCCGUGUGCAAUAAUCAUCUUUAAUCAGAGAAAGAGUCAGAGAGCAACUUUUGUGUCCCAAGUCCUAUUGCUCAUUCUCCAUCAAGGCUGUUAACUUCCUCCCUUUACAUCAAGGUUUCCCUCAUCCCUGCCCUGCACACAGCAUGGCGUCCUUUCCUCCUCACGUCUUCCCCUCCUUCUCUCAGAUGCCUCAAAUAUAGACAGUAGCUCUAAUCCUUCCUGUCCCUCUUCUCAACCACCCGUGGAUUUUUAAUCAUUAUGCUUUUUUCCCAAUGACAGUAUUGAAGAUUUCAUCCAGGAAUGAGAUGUUAACUUAGGAUCAAUCUCUCAAAAGUGCUCUUCAUCAAAAGCAAAAACUCGCCAAAAUCAGUGACUUUUUGUGCCUCAUGCAUCAGAAACCACAUAACCCCACUGAUCCAACCUGAUGUUUAACAACAGCUAAUCAUAUAUCGAUGAAUUAGCAUCAUUUGAGUCACUGACAGUAUUGGUCUCAAUAGAUUACCUCACCUUGGGGUUUGUUGGCUUUGUGUUUACAGAGAUCUGCCUUCCAUUUCCCUGCCAAGUGAAGUGUGUGGUAAUGUGACGAACGUUUAACCCGGGCCUCUCAUGACGGUAUAAUGUAUUCGAGGCCUUUGAUGUCUUGCCGUAUUUGGGUCAACAGCACAUCUUAUUAACUGUGAAUUAACUGAGGGACAAUGUGCCAUACAUCCCUAGCUUACAUUUGGCCUAUUUAUUUUCUUGUUGUCUAGUGUGCAAUUUGAAUUUUAACUGGGACAUAAAGAAAUGUUUUUGUAUGUUUGUAUAUCACAUUAUUGUGUAACUGCUUCCACGUGUCUUUAGAAACUACUGUAGGUUCAGUCGCUCCUCUUCUAGAUUUAGUGCGUUGCUAACAGAUAAGGUUUCAUUCACCCUCCCUGAAGUAUUUUUGUUGCCACACAAAUUCUCAGUUAUCUAUAGUGUUAGAUAGGUGUUUAUGUUAGAUAGGUAAGUUGUGUUAAUUUUGAAAUCACAAGAAGGUCAGCUGAGAAGGAAAACAGCUCUAGUUUUAGUAACAAUAAUCUUGCCGUCCACGCAGUUUGAGUUGAAUAUUCAGUUUUUCAAAGCACUUGAAAAAAAUCAACUGCUUGCCACAUUUUGAUUGCAAUUAUAAAACAGAAUUUUAGAAGUUUAAGUGUUCAGACGUAAAGCCCAUAGACUGUUUAUAAAGAUGAGCGACUUCUAUCCACUUCUUCCAAAAUAUUCCGACACUGGCGCUGCCAUCUAGUGCUGGUGACGUCAUUUGGAGCCUGAGUCCGCACUGUAGCGAUAUGCAAAUGUAGCCAUAGUAUCUACGGUCCGCCUCUAUACCCAUCUGACUCAAUUGUGAGUCAACCCCCCUUUUAUAGCAUCAAAUAACUAAUUAAAACCAAACUUAAGGGGGAUUUAUACUUGUGCAUCAGCUCUAAGCAGAGCCUACGCCGUUGUGAGCUUUCAUACUUGUGCGGUGGUGUGUUUGUGUCACUCUGCAGUUACACCUCCAAAAAACUAGUCAGCUGUGUGCUUUCUGUGAAGUGCUAUAAAGUUUAGUUGAUUCAAAACACACAUUAAACAUGGCUUAAUAGCUACAAUUUCUAACACAAGUACACAAAUCAGCUUCACUAUAAAUCGCAGCAUUCCCAGACAAAGCAUUUGUCUUUAGCUGGACACAUUUUCCCCACAAAUACAACAUGCUAAUGUUUUUAGCACAAGGCUAUGGCAUUUUACAUUGUGUAAAUUAGCCUAGCAGCUAGCAGACUUUUUCUGUAGGAUAUGAAGCCAGGGACAACAGCAACAUUUAAAAAAAGUAACGUUACAAAAUUCAGCUCUAUUACAACUCACAAUGUUCACAGACAAAACAACUGUCUUAUACUAAACAUGUUUUCCAAAUAAAUAUAACAUGCUAACGUUAUUAGCACAAGCCUAUGGCAUUUUACAUUGUAUAAAUUAGCCUAGGGACUAGCGGACGUUUUCUCCACUCAUGUGAAGCCAGGAUAAAUCACACAAGAGACUUAAGAUGCUAUUUUUGUGUAGGUUUAAUUGUCUUCACAAUUUAUUGUUUCUUAUCUGUGAAAUUAAAGUAUAUAAAAGCUUUGUUUCCACUGAGGGAAAUGGUUUCUGCUCACAAAAAUAGACAGGAGGCCUGCGUCGCUGCAACGUGUAGUUACAUUUCUGGGGAGGUGCACAUCAGGUUACAGCAUAGGGUCCGUAGGUACGGGGAUGAUUUUAUGCAUAAGUAUAAAUCCCGCAUUACUCUGCAGCCAGCCACCAUGGGGCUGUCGAGAUGUUUUGGCUUCACUUUUGGGGACCUGUCACGCCGUUCAUCUCUAUAUACAGUCUAUGAUUAGAUGUAACCACUCUGAUUAGAUUCCAACUUCAAAUUAGUCAAAUAAAAAAGCAGAUUUUGGUUUGACAGAGAAUCAAAAAGACAUUUUAGUUCACAUUUAAGUGCCAGUUGAUGCCUGGCUGCCAAAGUGGAAUCAAUGAAGCUAAACAGAAACUUUCCAAGAGCUUGCACCCUUAAAAACUAUGUCCAACAAUCGAAUGCAGUGUAAAGAGUGUCGAGAGGGAAGUGAAGUUUUGCAGAACUGCAAUGAUUUUCAGGUUGGUUGAGAAAAAUAAGAUUUGAUAUUGGAGGGCUGAUUGUGAAGUGUUGAUGCUGAAGAAUUAAGGAUAUAUAGAAAGUGAUGAUGAAUUCAGUUUAGACUUAUAUUAUUUUUUAUGAAUAUAAGUGCCUACUAUUAUAAACCAAUGUCUUUAAAGAGAGAGAAGGACACAUCCUGUUUACAUAUAUCACAGUGCAUAUCUGAAGCACUACAGAGGAAAGUAAUGUAGUUUUGACUUAUAGAAACCUGCCUUUCAAGGAACCUUAGCAUAGGAAUUGUGAACUAUUGUAUAUGUACUGUAUUUCUAGCCUUAUAAAAGCUGGUUGACUAUAUAUUUUAUACUGUAACAUACUGUACGUGCCUUAAAAAGAUUUAAAUCAUUCUGAAGUAUCAGGACUAGGAAGCCGAUUGAAAUUGGGAAAAGUCAAGUGGGGGUAGGCCCAGAGACAGAGCAGUUUUAGUGCAUGUGGUAACUGUGAUGCAUAGUAAGUUUAAUGCAGGUUCAAGAUGUGACAAAGGACAAGAAAUUGAUGUAGUUCCUCUAUUAGUUUGAACUGGCAUGGUGGGUGUUCGCUUCAACACAGUUUGCUGAGUUGGAGGCACGGGCUGAAACAGCAUUUCCAGCUGGCAAUAACAAUCCUACUGCGGUCUGUUGUCAUGGAAUAUCCACAAAGAUGUUAUUUCUUAGUCGAUCAUCACAACAGACCGGAGUCGCGCAUGAAACUGUGGACCUCACUCUUUGUUUCUUUUAUCUAUUGUAGUUGUGUUUAUCAAAGGAACUGUGGGUUUUGUCAAAAAAUAUACAUGGUCGCUGGCCUCAGUGGGAGAGCUCGUAGUGGCUGAUUAUGGUACCUUACAGUUUUGGGAAAUUUAGCUAAAUUCCAUCUGUGAAGUUAAAGGGGCACUCCAGAGCAGAUCCACAAAGUUGGAAGGCUUGCGAGAGACACAAAAAUACCUGAUAUCAAUGUAGCAGAGGCUGAGAUAACAAUAUCUUUAUUCCCUGGUAUGGCUCAAGCUUCAAAUAUGCUGGAUCCUACCUUUCCCAUAAUGCAACUCAACAGCAUCUUUCAGCAGACUUCCCCCGCCUGAUGAAUGCCCCAAUCUUUCAGACUCUUAAUCCCCAGUUUGUAACGCAGGCUUUUUGUUAAAAAUGUGUCUCCAAGCCCAAGCUGAGAUAAGCGUGAUGACACCAUUAUGACAUCACCAGGGUUAUUUUCUAAGGCUACAUCCACACUAAUAUGCUUUCGUUUGAAAACGCACUACUUCUGCUACAUUUUUGCAGAGCGUCUGCACGACUCCAGUGUUUCCGAACCCCUAAAACAGAGACUUUUGAAAACAACUGUAAACCUGUUAUUACUGAUGGCGAUCAUUUCUGAAAUGGUGCUAAAACGCUCGUGUGCGGAAAUCAUUUUAAUUUUAAAAUCAAAUUGAAUUAAGCCCCUUUCACACAUGCACUGCAAACCUGAAAUCUUCUAGACAUUACCCAAAAGAGCUAUAUGCAAGGGCAUGUGUCCACAGUGGGUUUUUUUUAGUAGAAAAGCACUGACAGAGUGCGUCAUCCCAGCGAUUCAUAAAAAACAAACAAUAUCUUGACAGUAACAUUAGCUAGGUAGCUAACGUGAUGCUACGUUAACAGAGGGUUGACACAGUUUACUUUAAGUUUACAAAGCUAACGAUGAUAAAAGAACACUCACCAGCAACAUCCAGUGUCCGCCCGCCAAUCUGAGGCAAAGUGCUCUGAAAAAAGAUACUGAGCAUGGCGCUUGUGGGGGGGGUUGGAGCCUAUCCCAGCUGACACUGGGCAAGAGGCGGGGUACACCCUGGACAGGUCACCAGACUAUAACAGGGCUGACACAUAGAGACAGACAACCAUUCACACUCACAUUCACACCUAUGGACAAUUUAGAGUCACCAAUUAGCCUGAAUGUCUUUGGACUGCGGGAGGAAGCCGGAGUACCCCGGAGAAAACCCACGCUGACACGGGCAGAACAUGCAAACGCCAUACCGAACCCCCCACCCUGGAUUUGAAUCUGGAACCCUCUUGCUGUGAGGUGACAGUGCUAACCACUGUACCACCGUGCCACUACUCAUUGAGAACAACUGGGAACAAAAAUAAUAAAGAAGACGCUGGCGCUGAGGAAAAAAAGCCAUGUUGACACAGGCCCUAAAAUCAUAGACGUCCAAAUCAGUUGAAUCAGACAUUAAACAGAUUUUACCCUCCCAGCUCCCUAGAACAAAAUCCGUGUAAUGUCCAAUUGAGCCCAUGUGUGAAUAGAGCACGUAAUAGUCUGCAGAAUGGGUUCAUCGAUGAUGCUUCUAUCAUGAGGCUUGCACAAAACUAGAAGAAAGAAAACAUACAAGGGUGAAGAAGACGGGUCAUUUACGCGAAAAUGGCAGCGAAAAUGCGUGACCGAAGAGAUGACAUGCUUCGUAAAUUCUGUCGGUAAAGACUGAAGCCGAAAUUGUCAGACAAAUUAAAGAAACAGCACAAGACUCAGAUAUGUGACCAUGGUGUUAUCCUCAUCGUGUCCUGCCUCCGGCACGCUCUACCCAGGCACCAAGCCUCGCCCAAACCAAACAGAGUCUUCCCAGUAGGUGUGAAUGUCUCUGACACGGACGAUUUCCCGUUGUGUGAAGCAUGUGUGAACGGGAAACUCUGGACAAUGUCUGGACCUGAUUCUCCGGACACUGAUAGGAGAAACUGACUUUAGUGUGGAUGUAGCCUGAGACUUGACAAAGCUCCUCCAGAGCUACAGAAGACAUAAGACAACUCGUACUCCCUGUGAUGAGUAAAGUAAACCUUGCGAGUAAAACUGGUGGAGUGCUCCGUUUAAAGGAAGGAAUUUGCGUAUCUUUAUCACCAAAAGUUAGAGACCUAAUCUGAAUGAAAGACUCUCCUUGUAGCUGGGAACAAUCCAUUUUUCUUACUGUUAACAUCGUCUUUCUUUUUGCUCUGUGUGAUGACAUUAACCUAAAAAGGUCUUUACAUCUAUCGUCCACAUCAUACCGUGUGGCUGUAAUGAAAGGAUACCAAUGAUGCCUUAUGAACUAACCUCAUAAACAAGUAACAAUGUUAUUGUGAUUCACCGAGUUCUGGCAGAAUAAAGAGAAAUCCUGUUAGAGAGUUUGAUUCAGCCCAGAGACAUGAUCUGAGGAGGCCAUUUUAAAUGGCAAAUCAAGAGCCAAUGGAAGCAGUUGAUACAAUACAUUUUAAGAAAAGAAAUCUGCCUUCAGACGUAAUGUCUUGAAUUUCAUAUACUUGACUUUUCUAGUACCUUUUCAGUUCAAAUUUGUUAUUUUCUAUGAAUGAGAUGUGUAUUUUGGAACACUUAGAUGUUGAAAAUUUUAAAGCAAUCUGCAAAACUCAAGAGUUAAAUCCCUGACAAAGAUAAAGACUGUUGUUAUGUAUAUAUUUGAUGGCCAUCAUUAUCAAGGAUAGUAGCUCUUUUAAAGUGUUAUGCAAUAUUGAAGCUUUUUUGUGUGUGUGAAGAAGGGCCUAUUGCUGAGAAAUAAACAAAGCUGGGAGUUUUUUUUUCUUUAUGUUUUACAAUAAUCUGAGGGGUUUAUCCUGCAGAAAUAUUUAUGGAAAGAUUUUUUACAACACUUUUUGUAUAGAAUAUGCAACAAAGUUACACUAAGAAGGAAAUAUUGAUGUCUACAUAGAAUAUUAUGAAAUGAAAAAAAACGCUGGUACAUAAUUAAUACCCUUUCUCAAUUAUAAGCCAUUGUAUUUUUUGUGUGUUUGGUUUUAUGAUGUUAUCAGUGUUGAAUAACCCACAAUGUUAUUCAGUUGCUAUAUGUAACUAAUUACGAGCUGCCAUUUACAUCCAUACAGUCGCAUGUAUUCAUUUUGUAAACAAUAUUAUUAAGAUAUGUAUUGUGUUAACAUGCAGAAAUCUUUUUUUUUUUCCUCUUAAUUAGUGACGGAUACUCACCACUGUAUAAGCACGAUAAACUGUGAGAUGUAGUUUGCUUAAAGCAGCAAUGACAAGAAACUAUUAUAAGAUGUUACGUUGUUAUUAGUAGUUUAGGGGAGUGUAUACUUUUGUCAAGAAAGCGUGUGUGACAAAGAACUAUUUUAGAGUUUGCAUGUGCAUGUGUUUGGUUUUGGAUGAAACAUUAUUUUGUGCAAUGUAUACUUAUUUAAAUAGUUUGCUACAGUACAUAUUGUUUUUAACAUUAUCAGCAACUUCUGAUUGUUAGUAGUCCUGAAGUAUUUCAUUUACCGCUAGUGUAGCCUCUACGAAUAAUACAUAUUUACUGAAUGUAAUGUGUUAACACUUAUGUGGUCAUCUUGGAAAAGUUAUGUUUGUAUUCUUUACUGUCAAUGUUUGUAUUGCAAUAUUGCAAUAAUGUAAUAUUUGAAUUGGACAGAACACAGGCGUGAGGUAGGGAAGACAAUGAUUUUUUGGGGGAAACAAGGACAGUCAUGGUUUCGAGAGUAGACCACAGGUCUGUUUUUCAUGUCCAUGAAACGGCAUUCCAAAAUGUGCCUUAUUUGUUAGUUGGGAAAACAUUUUAGUGCUUUAGUGCUGUCGAGAGUUUGAUGAAUUAAAGUCAUAUUGAAUUAGGA
Molecule: messenger RNA, 8149 nt
Organism: Epinephelus moara (kelp grouper)
Lineage: Eukaryota; Metazoa; Chordata; Actinopteri; Perciformes; Serranidae
Gene: zcchc24
Product: zinc finger, CCHC domain containing 24
Exons: 4
Coding region: 250-969 (239 amino acids)
Molecular function (GO): nucleic acid binding; zinc ion binding
Source: RefSeq, a predicted model, not a curated record